UCCGGGCCCGGCGGGGGGGGCGCGCCCCCCGCCCGGGGCCUGCGGCGGGGGCGCCGGAUAAAGCGGUGCCGGCCCGUCCGCCUGCCGGCACAGGGGCGGCCGGGACGGGCCCAGCGGGGCGCCCCGCCAUGGCGAGCCCUGCACGCCCGCGGCAGGAGCUGGCGGCGGAGGAGUGGCGGCUCCGCGGCGCGGCCCCGACGGUGCCCCGCGACGCCAAGCGGGACGCGGCGGGGGAGCGGCUGGUGCUGCUGGAGCUGCGGCGCUGCGGGCGGCCGCCGUCCCCCGGGCCCGGCGAGCGCCAGGAGGAGGGGGAGGAGGAAGAAGAGGAGGGGGAGGCGGCGGCGGGCGAAGACUGUUGCGGCAAGUGCAAGAAGCGGGUGCAGUUCGCCGACUCGCUGGGGCUGAGCCUCGCCAGCGUCAAGCACUUCAGCGACGCCGAGGAGCCGCAGGUGCCGCCCGCCGCGCUGUCCCACCUGCAGAGCCCGCCCGGCGAGGAGCGGGACCCGCCGCCGCCCGGCGGGGACCCCCUGCCGCCCGCCCUGCUCCUGGUGCCCGACUUCCCCGACGGCGGGGAGCCCAGCGCCGAGCGGCUGCGGCGGCAGCGCGUCUGCCUGGAGCGGCUGGGGCGGCCUGCGGCGCCCACCGACGUGCGGGGCACGGUGCAAGUGCUGGGCGGCCCCGGCCUCAAGGAGGUGACGGUGCGCUACACCUUCAACGAGUGGCUCUCCUUCGUGGACGUCCCGGCCGCCCCCCUGCCCCCCGACCCGCCGGCCGAGCGCUACGGCUUCACCCUGUGCGUCCCGCCGAGCCUGCGGGAGGGCUCUGCCCUCCACUUCGCCAUCCGCUACCGCAGCGCGCAGGGCGAGUUCUGGGACAACAACGGCGGCCGCAACUACACCCUGCGGUGCUGCGGCUGCCCCGGGGGCGGCCCCGCACCGCCCGCCGCCGCCCCGCCGACCCCCGCCGCCCCCCGAUACUGACGCCGGCCGGGCGAGGGGAGCCGAGAGGACCCGGCCGGGCAGGGGGAGGCGGCCGCAGCCCUGCUCCCGGAGUGAGGCCCGUUUCGGGAGGGAGACAGCCAGCGCGCCGAGGCCACCGUCCCGGAGACUGCCCCAAGUCUGGUGGUUUUUAAGCAGGCACUUCGGUUUUGCCAGCGAAACAUGGAUGUGCGUAGGCUCGCAUUGCUGUGGCUUGUGGAAUCGUUCUUUUUUCUUUUUUCUUUUUUUUCUU
Pipra filicauda (Wire-tailed manakin) is the source of this 1230-nucleotide messenger RNA. RefSeq names its product protein phosphatase 1 regulatory subunit 3G (gene PPP1R3G). Gene Ontology annotation, biological process: regulation of glycogen biosynthetic process. The transcript has a single exon. Gene Ontology annotation, molecular function: glycogen binding; protein phosphatase 1 binding. The coding region runs from base 129 to 980 and encodes 283 amino acids. Gene Ontology annotation, cellular component: protein phosphatase type 1 complex. The record is from RefSeq and is a predicted model, not a curated record. Lineage: Eukaryota; Metazoa; Chordata; Aves; Passeriformes; Pipridae.